This is a messenger RNA of Lonchura striata (white-rumped munia), 1804 nucleotides long. It is a transcript of the gene CLEC3B, whose product is annotated as C-type lectin domain family 3 member B. Gene Ontology annotation, biological process: bone mineralization; ossification. Lineage: Eukaryota; Metazoa; Chordata; Aves; Passeriformes; Estrildidae. The record is from RefSeq and is a predicted model, not a curated record.
UUUUUUUUUUUGGAUAGGGUUUUUUUUUUGUUUUGCUUCUUUUUAAGAAAAACAAGCGGUGUGCUCAGCUGCAACCCCUGUGGGAGGUGUUCAGCCUUGGCCGGAGCCGCCCGAGCGCCCCCGGGGCCGGGAGGCUGCGCUGGCCCGGGCUCAGGCUCAGGCUUUCUGGGACAGCCAUUCCUGACUCCAGCCGGUGUCCGGGCGGCUGUGGAGGGCAGAGCCGCGGCAGCUCCGCUCGGACCCUUCGGCAGCGGCAUGGCGCUCCGCGGAGCCUGCCUCCUCCUCUGCCUCCUCUCCCUCGCCCAGGUCGCCGACCAGCAGAACGGCAAAGCCCGGCAAAAACCGGCCGCUUCCAAGAAAGAUGGUGUGAGCCUCAAAAUGAUUGAAGACCUGAAGGCCAUGAUUGACAACAUCUCUCAGGAGGUUGCUCUACUGAAGGAAAAGCAAGCGCUCCAGACAGUUUGCCUGAAAGGCACCAAAAUUCAUCUGAAAUGCUUUCUGGCAUUUUUGGAGACCAAGACAUACCACGAGGCCAGCGAAAACUGCAUCUCUCAGGGCGGCACGCUCAGCACGCCCCACAACGGGGAGGAGAACGAUGCCCUCUACGACUACAUGCGCAAGAGCAUCGGCUCGGAGGCCGAGAUCUGGCUGGGCCUCAACGACAUGGCCGUGGAGGGCAAGUGGGUCGACAUGACAGGCAGCCCCAUCCGCUACAAGAACUGGGAGACUGAGAUCACCACCCAGCCCGACGGCGGCAAGCUGGAAAAUUGUGCGGCUUUGUCGGGGACCGCCAAUGGCAAGUGGUUCGACAAGAGGUGCCGAGAGCAGCUGCCUUACGUCUGCCAGUUCAUGAUUGUGUAGCAGUGGGGCCUCCCCCUGCUCUCCCAGCCCGGUCUCCACCCUGGGCAGCAGGAUGAUGAAGCUGUAGCUGUGCAUACGCCUCCAUGUGCAUCUGCACACCCACACGCACGUGUUCACUCCGUAGAGUCACCCUUUGCAAAGAGAUUCGCUGCGGCUCGCGGUUAUAGAGCCCUAGAGCAUUUCCUUUGGCCACAUCCAGCCCUGUUUGCAGCUACACUGCUCUUCCUAAGGCACGAUUCAUAGAUAUAUAUUUUUUUACACAGGGAAUUUAUUAGGACAGCUCAGUUGUUCCAGCAAAGAACCAAUGCAGCAGUCCAGCCUGGCAUGCAGCUGCCUCGGCUGCCUAGGGCUGUCCGGAGUGUCCUUUCCCAUUUUGCUGAGCUUUCUUGGGACACCAGUAUAGGCAGUUUCUGCUUUCUUUUCUUGUUUUGCUUCCCAUAAGCCCUGGCAGCAAUUUGUGAGAGUUCCGUGUUCCUCACAGUGUUCAGUUCAGCCUUGUGAGGAUCAAGGUCCUGCCUCAACAACCAGAGGGAGCUGCUCCUGCUUUGCAUUGAGAGAUGCAAUUGGGCUUAUUUGGUAGGGUACCAGGGCACAACUAGUCAAAUUACAUGUAUGAAUGAAUCAGCAAGUUACAGGCAUUUUUGGCCCUCUUCUCACCAGCCAGAAGCCAGUUUCACAGACUUCAGUGGGGGAGCAAGACCCACUGCCAGAUCCUUUGAAAAAAACUCCCAUCAAAAGCUUUAUUUGUGCUGCAGUAUCAAGGGGAAAGCAGCAAAAACUUGGAGCAUAGUUAGUCAACAAUAUUACUAGAAAUAAAUGUAUUACAUAAAUAACAUAAAUGUAAUACUCUUAGGGAGUAUGUUGCUAUAUAAAAAUAACUAUAUAUUUUUAAAAGCCCCAGGACAACUCACUACAGCAGCUUCAGGAAUGACCUGAUCUGUUU